UGACGGCGCUGCUCAAGACAGACUGGUGCUGAUUGGUCAGCGCACAGGCCUGCUGUGUAGCAGCUGCCGUCAUCCCCUCAGACGUGCUGGGGAUGCUGACUGUGGCGCUGAUACCCCUGCGCUGUGCUCUGGCUGGUGGGCUGCGGUCUGCGUGGGCUCUGUGGACACAUCAGACAGACGGAUCCGUGGCUGGGAGCUGAAAUGAGAUAAGCGUCUUUUUCUCUCCGCCGAGGUGCUGCAGCGCGGCAGGACGGACGUGGGCACUUUAUCACCGAAAACCUCCGCGUCCGGGGAUUAAACGUAUUUGUCUGCAGACUGUGCCGCCGGAAAGGUUCGCCUUCCGUUUGUACAUAAAGGUCACCCGGAGGAUGGUCCCGACGCUGCUCUCCAGAGGUGAUGUGAGUUGAAGCGGUGGGGAAGCCGCAGAGGAGCUGUCCGUCUGUCGAGGUGCUGAUGCGGCUGUGACAGAACCGAGCAUGGCUGCGGGGAAGUUACUGCUCUACGCCGGCCUCUCUCUUUCUCUUUGCGCCCUGGGCAUGCUGGCCGUGGCGAUGUGCUCCGACCACUGGUACGAGACAGACGCCAGACGGUACAGGGAGCGGUGCAGGAGCUUUUCCAGCCGCCGCAAGGACCCGGGCUUCAUCUACAUCCCCAACAACAGCCUACCGCUGCGGGCCAGCCGGAGCAGCGUGUCCCGAUGGCAAGAGAAGCUGCUUUUGGCCCGGAACAGACGGCAGCUGUUCGCCAUGAGCGCCGCAGAUGAAUGUAGUAGGCAGUAUAACUCCACCAACAUGGGGCUGUGGAGGAAAUGCCAUCGGCUGGCCUUCGACCACGAAAUCGAAGAGAGCAUCCGGAAAGGUUCCAUUACUCGGUGCUCCUACAUCAAGUAUCACUAUUCCUCAGCUACGAUACCCAAAAACCUCUCCUACAACAUCACCAAGACAAUAAGGCAGGACGAAUGGCACGCCCUCCACUUGCGGCGAAUGACAGCUGGUUUCAUGGGCAUGGCUGUGGCCAUCAUCCUGUUCGGCUGGGUCAUUGGUUUGCUGGGCUGCUGCUGGGACCGAGGCCUCAUGCAAUAUGUGGCCGGCCUCCUCUUCCUAAUGGGAGGAACCUUCUGUAUCAUCUCCCUCUGUACCUGCGUCGCUGGCAUCAACUUCGAGCUUUCCCGUUACCCGCGGUACCUGUACAGCUUGCCCGAUGAUAUCGGCCACGGCUACGGCUGGUCCAUGUUCUGCGCCUGGGGAGGCCUCGGCCUCACACUUAUCUCUGGCUUCUUCUGCACUCUCGCGCCCUCUGUUCAACCAAUACCGAGGUCUACCUGUCCCAAAUCUCGACAGGAGAACGGCACCGUGUGCUAAAGCUGGCUGGGCCAGGCCAGCUGAACCCACAGACAGACAAAACAAACAAGCUAUUCCAUGUUUCCAUGUGUCAGCUCAUAUCCACUCUAUCCUGGUUACAGAUUUUGUGUGUGUGUGUGUUUAACAUGGGUGUCUUGAUAUCUUGAAAAUACAAGAAAAAAACCUGAAGAACUGAAGAAAUAUCAAAAAUUAAAAGUUGUGUUUAUUUUUAUUUUGUGGAGUAGAUGCAGAAAUGGAUCGUGACCAGGAAAGACGUGAAAGAAAUGAUAUGGAGACCACGAAAGACUAAAUUGUAACGAGUGAGUGCUUUACUGGUCUACUGUGAUUGUGGAGACGCUAAUGGAUUAACAGGUUGUUCAGAAGAUCAAGUAAAGAUCUUCUUAUGAUCUUUUAAAGCUUUUUGUGGAAUAUUUCACAAGCCAGUGGAUCAAACAUGAAACCAUGUGACUAGCAGGAGUGGGAUCACAUGAAUUCUCCAACUUCUGGGGUCCUUCCAGUUACUAGUAACAGGCAAGAUCCAGAAGAGACGAUCCAGGACUUCCACUGAUGUACAUUAUUGUACAGAAUAUUCAAGAGAAAUGACAACCAGGCAUUGUCACGUUGGACCGUUUUCAUCUUUGUGUCGGUGCAGCACAUUCCAGCGAAUGAUCCUAAUCUAACGUUUCAUACAUGCAUUCCUCUUUUACUGAAACUGUUUUGCUUUUUACUGAACCUUCAUGUUGUGAAUGAACUGUUGACUCGCUCAAUGCAAAUGUGUUUAAUUUUUUCAUUCUAGUCAUAAGGCUAAAUG
This is a messenger RNA of Haplochromis burtoni (Burton's mouthbrooder), 2151 nucleotides long. It is a transcript of the gene tmem178bb, whose product is annotated as transmembrane protein 178B. The record is from RefSeq and is a predicted model, not a curated record. Lineage: Eukaryota; Metazoa; Chordata; Actinopteri; Cichliformes; Cichlidae. The coding region runs from base 477 to 1361 and encodes 294 amino acids. The transcript is spliced from 5 exons. Gene Ontology annotation, cellular component: membrane.